AUGGCAUACGACUAUUACCUUGCCGGACAGAAAACGCAUGUUAUACCGGUAGAGCUGGAGUGCAGCAUGCAAGGGCUGACAGAGGCUGCAAUCACCAACCUGCAAACAGGUGCAGGGCUAAACGCGGAUAUUGUAGCUGCUGUAGUGCGCUGCUAUGAGAACUACAAAGACCAACCAAGGGAUAUAUGCCGGGAGUUAAACGGUUGCGGAGUGACAGGCUCCAUAACGGUGGAUGAUAAGUGCCGGAGUAUCUUUGCUUACCUUGUGGAGAAUGUAACCUACCGUCUCGAUGAUCCGGGCAAGCAAUUGAUUAAGUCACCGGCUCGCCUGCUGGCAGAUGGGUGCGGAGAUUGCAAAAGUCUGACUAUGUUUGUUAGCUCUUGCCUACAUUGCUGCAAGAUACCGCAUAUCAUCCGAUUUGUUAAUUUUGAUGGAGGCACUCAAUAUAGUCACGUUUACCCGGUGGCGAUAGAUGAGGAUGGAAACGAGAUAAUCUUAGACGCUUGCGAAAAGGACGAUAAGGGCUACCCUAUCUACAACUACGCAAGGGAAUACGGACGAAAGAAAGACUUUUAUUAUGAGCAAUAA
Molecule: messenger RNA, 588 nt
Organism: Cylicocyclus nassatus
Lineage: Eukaryota; Metazoa; Nematoda; Chromadorea; Rhabditida; Strongylidae
Source: the annotation of a GenBank genome assembly